Cherax quadricarinatus is the source of this 1763-nucleotide messenger RNA. Its product is annotated as galactosylgalactosylxylosylprotein 3-beta-glucuronosyltransferase S. NCBI's taxonomy places the organism in Eukaryota, Metazoa, Arthropoda, Malacostraca, Decapoda, Parastacidae. The record is from RefSeq and is a predicted model, not a curated record. Gene Ontology annotation, molecular function: galactosylgalactosylxylosylprotein 3-beta-glucuronosyltransferase activity. Gene Ontology annotation, cellular component: Golgi membrane. Gene Ontology annotation, biological process: chondroitin sulfate proteoglycan biosynthetic process; carbohydrate metabolic process.
AUGGUUCACCUACUGCCCAGUAGAAGUACACUACUGAUUCUGGUAGUGGUGGAAGCUGUGUGUCUGCUGGUGGUGAUGCUGGGUCAGCAGGUCACUGUACUCAAUCUGUGCUCCCAGGACACCCAUCAACACACAGACUCGGCAACCCUGCCCUGGCCAACGGUGUACGUCAUCACACCGACGUACCGUCGUGCGUCACAGCUGGCAGACAUGACCAGGGUCUCGCAAACUCUCAUGCAUAUCCGAAAUCUUCACUGGAUAGUAGUUGAGGAUGCUGAGAUGAGGAGCCAGGUGGUGAGUGAGCUACUGGAGAGGAGUGGUCUUCCCUUCACCCACCUGUGUGCAACAACACCACCGCAACACAAGAACCAGAAGUCGAUGGGCAAGGGAGUCUUUAACAGACGGGAAGGUUUGAGGUGGCUACGGGAGAACGCCAUGGAUGGUGUCCUUUACUUUGCUGACGACGACAACUCCUACGAUAUCAGACUCUUUGAGCAGAUCAGGACGACGAAGAAGGCGUCAGUAUUUCCAGUGGGGAUGAUCCUGAAGCUGGGCGUCAGCUCACCCAUCGUCAGGAACAGCAAGGUGGUCGCCUUCCAUGACUCCUUCCAGGCAGGACGGAAGUUCGCUGUUGAUAUGGCUGGCUUCGCAGUCAACCUGCGUGUGAUACACGCCAACCCUAACGCCACUAUACCUCUGCGUCUGUCCUACCUGGAGGAUGGCUUCCUCAGGCAGCUCAGGCUAGAAUUGGAUGACCUGGAACCCCUAGCCUCUGGCUGCACUCAGGUGCUUGUGUGGCAUACCAAAACCCAAAAGGCCAGUUCGCCCAACAUGAAACACGUGACCCAUACAGAUUUCGACACCAACCUGGUGGAGCUAUACCACAACCUACUCCACUGACUCUGCCGUCAACCAGCACUCGUCAGCCUUCAGGCUGACGAUCCACAGACUUCAGUCAGCCUGCUGUGUCAAACGCCCAGGUUCUGCCUCCCCUCUACGAGUAUUACAAGCUUCCCUUCGCCUUCCAGCAACAACCCUCGUCAUUCAAAUUGUUUUUGGAUUUUAUAAAUUAUUAGUACAGGGAGAAUAAAAAGGCAUAAUAUCGUGACUGGAACGAUACAUAAAUAACCCGCACAUAGGAAGAUAAAACGUAUGAAGACGUUGCAAUCUGAUUUGGACCAUUAAUCAGUCAACUAGAAGCUUCUGGUUGACUGAUUAUUGGUCCAAGUCGGAUCGAAAAGUCGUCCUAUGGUUCGCUCUCCGACGUGCGGAUAAUUGAGCAUAUACACAUAUCUGCUCGAUACGGCGUAUACUGUCAGUGGCCCUAUAAACCCCAACAACAACAUGGCUGAUAAAUUUACAUAUAAAACUGGUAUUUAGCAUGCAGCAGGUUUUAAAAAAACGCCUCAGUGUGGUCUUUUUUUUUAUACAUAAAGAAAUCUGGUAGGAUGACGAGGCAAGUGAGUGUUACAGUGUGUUGACGGAAUUAACCCUAGACGUUAUAAUGAGUGAGUUAUAACAAUCUGGAAAAGAUUAAGACAGAGGUUAGGAUCCCAAAAACUAUUUUGGAGAUUUGUAUGUCAGGUUGGAGAGUAAUUUAUAUCCUUGAGAUCUUUGGUAAUUACGGACAAAUGUGUGAUGAUGAGAGUCUUGGAGUUUUAGGACACGCUCGCCGCGGGUUCAGUCCGCACCAGUUCCGUGGUUUGUUUGCAGUCGUUUUUGUUACGAUUUCGUGAGUCUGUGAAUAAAUACUUUUUGCAUAU